This is a messenger RNA of Phascolarctos cinereus (koala), 1597 nucleotides long. RefSeq names its product canopy FGF signaling regulator 1 (gene CNPY1). The record is from RefSeq and is a predicted model, not a curated record. NCBI's taxonomy places the organism in Eukaryota, Metazoa, Chordata, Mammalia, Diprotodontia, Phascolarctidae. Gene Ontology annotation, cellular component: endoplasmic reticulum.
AUGAGGUCUGAGUUGCUUCACUGGGCUUUGUUGCUGCUGCUCAUCUUUCUUUCCCCUGCUCCAGUCAAAGCUGAAAAAGACCAAAGUGUGUUCUGUGGAGCUUGCAGGGCCUUGAUGGAUGAGGUAGAGUAUGAUGUUAUGAAAGCACGUCAGAAGAAGGGUGUGAGGGUGAAGUCGUACCGCAUAAGGCCUGAUGGGACGCAGGAGAGACCAAGCCAGAAACCUGAAGCCAACAGUGAACUGCUCUCCCAGUGGUUCCUGGGAGAAAGACAGCAAGCUGUGGGAUGGAGUGGGUGGAUGGCAGAGAUGAUUCCCUUAGCCCAGUCAGAGGCAUUCUUAACAGAAGUUUUGGAGACCGUAUGUGAGAGAAUGAAUGACUACAAACUUGAAGACCAUUCUGAAAACGGUGAAAGGAAGUUCAAGAGAUUUGCUCCAAGGAAAGGGGACAAAAUAUACAAAGAAUUUAAACGAUUCUAUUUUUAUUCUGAUGCUUACAGACCUUUGAAAUUUGCGUGUGAAACUAUAAUAGAAAAAUAUGAAGAUGAAAUAUUCUCACUUGUCGCCCAGGAGGCAGAGCAUCUAGCUGACAAGUUGUGCAGUGAAAAAUCAGAUAUUUGUGUUGCUUCUUCUACCAGUCACACUGAGCUUUAAGAUGACCGAGCUACUAGUUAUAAAGAGAAGUAAGGUGACAAUCUCUCCCCUCCCCCAAAGGUCAAUGCUUAUGUUCUCUGUCGAUUCAUGCCUUUCAUCACCACAAUCAGUACUCAUGCCUCUGCCUUAAGUGUGUGCUAAAUUCUUUGAUGGUUAAAAUUGAGCAAAAAAAUUUUAAAUGAAAAACACAGUGAUGAACUCAUUCUUCUGAAUAGUUUCUGAAGGUAAAGUUACAGAGUUCAUUCAUGUCAAUUCUGUUGCUUUUGAUAAUGUGAGACUUGGUAGAUAAAUGCAGUUUUCUUGGAGAAUUGUGGGAGGAAGAUUUCCUAUAAACACAAAUAAGAAUUUAGUAAAUGUUAGCAAAUUAUGCACUCUGAAUAGAUGCCUUUUGGUUAAAGAAGAAUUUCACUCAAAAAGCUGAUUGGAAAUGUGAAGUCAAGCAAUAAUUACUGGCAAGUAGUUUCUUAGCCUUUCUAGCUCAGGGCUAAUAUUGUCUACCCUGAUUUUCAUGAGGGAUAUUUUUCAAUAACAUAAUUACCUUAAGCUUGUAAACUUUUAAAAAAAAAAGGAUAGAAAAAAAGAAAAAAGGAUAGAACAAAUCUGAAGUUCAUCAUUUUUGUUUAGAAUCAUAAUGGGGCCUGGUCUUUAUUGUCAGUUUUAAAAUAUCAAAAUCUAAAUUCAGAUGACCUAAAAAGUUUAUUUCUUGCUAAUUACAGAAUAUACUCUUAAAAGAUCUUAUCAAUAGAGAUGCUUUGUUUUACUGAUGAAUAUCUUGCUUAGGUAAAAUUGUUAUUACUAGCAUACAGUGAAAAUUAUUUGUGAAACUAAUUGUCCAGUAGUUAUUAUUAUUAAUUUUAUUAUUAUUGGAAAGGAUAAACAAGGCUUUGUUAGAGUGGAAGAUAUAACUUUCAACCAUAAUUAGCACGGUGCCUUCAAUUAAAUGCAA